Molecule: messenger RNA, 240 nt
Organism: Spirometra erinaceieuropaei
Lineage: Eukaryota; Metazoa; Platyhelminthes; Cestoda; Diphyllobothriidea; Diphyllobothriidae
Source: the annotation of a GenBank genome assembly
AUGGUCCAGAAACCCAUGAAAAUGGCAGUUACACGUUUGGUGGACUUAGGUGAGAGAGUGGAUCACUACUACUACUACUACUACUACUACUACUACUACUACUACUACUACUACUACUACUACUACUACUACUACUACUACUACUACUACUACUACUACUACUACUACUACUACUACUACUACUACUACUACUACUACUACUACUGCUACUACUACUACCACCACCACCACUACUACUAA